This is a messenger RNA of Stylonychia lemnae, 1308 nucleotides long. The record is from the annotation of a GenBank genome assembly. NCBI's taxonomy places the organism in Eukaryota, Ciliophora, Spirotrichea, Sporadotrichida, Oxytrichidae.
AUGGAUUCCUAUAAAACUUAGAUACUCGUUUAAAAACCCAACACCUCUCAGCUACACCAUGAUAGCAUGGUAAAGAGGCAAGAGUUAGAUCAGUAAUUCAACUAAGUUUUCAAGGUAAAAGAGCCCACCUACAGAAUGCUAGAUAGGAAAAAAGUCAAUGAGUUCUUCUAAGUAUGCUUUGAGGAUAAAAAAUAAAGCCCUAGGACUAUGAAAAAUAUCAGUAACAAUAAUUUCACAAGCAGGAAGUCAAUUUAGUAGAAUUUUGAUAAAGCCACCUUCAAAUAAGCAUUGAAAGAAAGGUCGUCAUCUCUACAGGAAUUAAUUGGUACUAGAAAUAAAAAUAAACAAGCAAAUAUGUUCAAGAUGAAGAAUAUGAACUAAAUUGAUGAAAAAAUUAUUGACACUCUGUCUAAUGAUGUCCUUGUCAAAAAUAUCAAAUAAAUUUCUCAAAGACUAUCAACUUAUAAAAAGGCAAGAGGAUUGAUAAAUCAGUUGAAUGAGGUAGAUCAUUACAACAUUGAAAACUUCAGUUCCUUUCGUAAAAUGAGCAGCCCCAAGAUAAUAAGCUACAUCUAAUCCAAAACCAAUUUACCCUAAUUGCUUACUAAUAACAGCACUACGCUAAAUCAGAAUUCUUUGACCUUAAAUGCAGGGACAGGCACUACUGGUCAUAGCUACCUCUAAACAUCUAUGGGCUAUCUCUCUCAUCGAAGCUUUUACCCUUCUGAAGAAUUUCAAAGAUCUGUAGAUAAUCGAUAACCGAUUGCUUAGAAGGUAAACGGAUAUGUGAAUUUUGGCUAGUUUGUAUCAAGAGAAAAAACUUCUUAUCUCGCUCAGGUAGGCACUGAGCUAGAGCAAUAAGCCAAUCGCAAAAAAGAAAAGAAAGAUGUCAUGAAAAUUAGGAAUUUUAUGCAGAAUUAUUAGAAUGAGCAGGCAUCCCUCACUGCCUAUCAAUCUCCAGGAAGCUAUACGAGCAGAUAGCAGAUAUAAAACAUGGCUGCUAGCACUGCAGUUCCUAAUGCAGCAAAUAUACCGAUUCUUAGUUCAGGUCAAGCUUUAAGUCAAUAGGUUAAAAUUGAAUAGCUGUCAAACUAACUAAGAGAUAAAAUAUUUGAUGUAAAAAGGACCAAGAGAAAUUCUGGUUUAAAUAAGAAAAAGUCGAGCAAAGCUUAAAUUCAGGGCGAUUAAUACGAAUUUGAUAUUUAAAGUGAACAGAUAAAUCUAAAAGACUAGGUAGUUGAUUAGAGUCUUGGCCUUUCCAGAUAACUCACUCACCUUAAAUCUAAAUGCUUCAAAAUCAACAUUUGA